GUUGGUCACCUUAAUUCGCCACAUACACACACUCGACUUAAAUCCUGGCCGCUCACCACCGGUUCUACAUAAGUAUAUCAUCCUCAUCCUUGCAGCCUCCUGUAGCCACCUCCGGAAAUCACGCAGCCUUCCUCGUUGAAUAACCAAAGCGAAGGUCUACUCUGGGAAUGAGCCGGUCCAGGACAUCAUCUUCAUGGAGUAGCGAUCUCUAGUGAGAGGAACUAACAAGGUCCACCCCAAGGCUAGCAUGAGAGUGAGUCCAAAAAGGAGAGAGAUAGAGAGAGAGAGAGCGAGACGAGUAGAGCUCCCAUAUGUGCCAACUAAAAAUUAGUUAAUAACUAAAAAAUGAAUAACAUUUCACGCUUGAGGGAGCGAUAAAAGUCUGAUAACGAAAAGCAACAGAAACCGAAAACAUAACAAGGCCAACCCACAUCCACAUAUCUCCAGGACUAAGGACUAAGGAUUAAGGAUUAAGGACAAUGAUCAGCCUGAAUUAAAUCAAAAAGCAGUAGUUCCACCUUCGAAAUCAAAACAAUCCACUGAGCGGCCAAAAAAGUCAACCCAACAAACAGUUAACAUAAAAAAAGAAUCAACCAUGACCUUCUCCACUUUCACACGCAAGAUGCGCGGCCGGAUGCGCUCCAACACCUGCCGCAUCGUCCUGCUGACCUCCCUGGUCUGGGUGAUCUUCGAUUUCGUCCUCAUUGCCCGCUACUCGGACUGCAUCGGCAAGGAUGGCUGGCGCUGCAAGCGAUCCGGAGAGUAUGAUGUGGAGCUUCCGGAUGCUGAGCGUCUGGUGGACGAUAAUCAGCUGGUGGAUGACAAUGAAAUCAAUACGGAGAAAUCCCUGGAUGGCGACGGUGGCGGUGCUCUCAUUAUGGGCCAGGGCUUUGCACCCGGCGGCAUAUCCAUGACCUAUCCCAGCGUGGCGCUGAAGAAAUGGUUCCUGGCGCCCAGCGUCCAGGAGGCGAAGGGUAAGCCCGGCGAGAUGGGCAAGCCGGUGAAGAUACCAGCCGACAUGAAGGAUCUCAUGAAGGACAAGUUCAAGGAGAACCAGUUUAAUCUGCUGGCCAGUGACAUGAUCUCAUUGAAUCGCUCACUGACCGAUGUGCGGCACGAUGGUUGCCGCCGGAAGCACUAUCCCUCGAAGUUGCCCACCACCUCCAUUGUGAUAGUUUUCCAUAACGAAGCCUGGACGACGCUCCUGCGAACUGUGUGGAGUGUCAUUAACCGAUCGCCGCGGGCACUCCUCAAGGAGAUUAUCCUCGUGGAUGAUGCCAGUGAAAGGGACUUCCUGGGCAAACAGCUAGAGGACUAUGUGGCCAAGUUGCCGGUAAAAACUUUUGUCCUCCGGACAGAGAAACGGUCUGGCCUGAUCCGGGCACGACUCCUGGGCGCUGAGCAUGUUAGCGGGGAAGUAAUCACCUUCCUGGAUGCCCACUGCGAGUGCACCGAGGGCUGGCUGGAGCCACUCCUGGCCCGAAUCGUCCAGAAUCGUCGAACGGUUGUGUGUCCCAUAAUUGAUGUCAUCUCGGAUGAGACAUUCGAGUACAUCACAGCAUCCGACUCCACCUGGGGUGGCUUUAACUGGAAGCUAAACUUUAGAUGGUACCGAGUGCCGUCCCGUGAAAUGGCCCGCCGGAACAAUGACAGAACUGCUCCCCUGCGCACUCCCACCAUGGCCGGCGGCCUGUUCUCCAUCGACAAGGACUACUUCUAUGAGAUCGGCUCCUAUGACGAGGGCAUGGACAUUUGGGGUGGCGAGAAUCUCGAGAUGUCCUUCCGUGUUUGGAUGUGUGGCGGCGUGCUCGAGAUCGCCCCCUGCUCCCGUGUGGGUCAUGUCUUUCGCAAGUCUACGCCGUACACCUUCCCCGGCGGCACCACGGAGAUUGUCAAUCACAAUAAUGCCCGUCUGGUCGAGGUUUGGCUGGACGACUGGAAAGAGUUCUACUACAGUUUUUAUCCAGGCGCUCGCAAGGCUUCGGCUGGCGAUGUUAGCGAUCGCAAGGCUCUUCGUGAGCGACUCAAGUGCAAGAGCUUCCGUUGGUACUUGGAGAAUGUUUAUCCCGAGAGCUUGAUGCCUCUGGACUACUACUACCUGGGAGAGAUCCGCAAUGCUGAGACGGAAACCUGUCUGGAUACCAUGGGCAGAAAGUACAACGAAAAGGUCGGCAUUAGCUAUUGCCACGGCCUGGGCGGCAACCAGGUGUUUGCCUACACCAAGCGACAGCAGAUCAUGUCCGAUGAUCUGUGCCUAGACGCCUCCAGUUCCAAUGGUCCCGUCAACAUGGUGCGUUGCCACAAUAUGGGCGGCAACCAAGAAUGGGUUUAUGAUGCGGAGGAGAAAUGGAUUCGUCAUACGAACACGGGCCAGUGCUUGCAGCGUGCCACGCGGGAUGAUGCCAACACGCCGUUGUUGCGACCCUGCAGCUACGGCAAGGGCCAGCAGUGGCUGAUGGAGUCCAAGUUCAAGUGGCAGGCUCACUAGCUGGAUGGCGGCGGCGUCGGCGGCGGGACUCCCAACUAAAACUAAACUAAACGGAUCCUACUAACUAUACUGAGAACUUCCAUGUUUAUGUUCAAGAUUAUCUGGCGCUUGAUUUUGACAGUUAAUUAGCCUAAGUUCGUUCGGAUAUAAGUUCUCUCUAUAAUGCAUAUAUGUAUGUCUAUUUUUUUCCGGUGUGCAUGAAUGUGUUUUUUUGCUGCCGAAGAUUACCAUGCGGCAGUAGAAUGUCUUCCCAACUUUUGAUGCGCGUAUGUAUGUGAGUGCGUGAGAGCCAGAACUAAACUAAAACUUAGAUAUUGUAUCUGUGUACAUGAUAUGCAUGUAUAAUGUGUUUAUAUAGACGGUCAGAUUUACAAUUUAUAUAGGCGUGUGUAUCUGUAAAGUAUAUAUAUUUACAUUAGCUUCGACCAAGUACCAAUAAAUUGGCAUUUAACUGA
Molecule: messenger RNA, 2943 nt
Organism: Drosophila ananassae
Lineage: Eukaryota; Metazoa; Arthropoda; Insecta; Diptera; Drosophilidae
Gene: Pgant5
Product: polypeptide N-acetylgalactosaminyltransferase 5
Exons: 10
Coding region: 596-2488 (630 amino acids)
Cellular component (GO): Golgi apparatus
Source: RefSeq, a predicted model, not a curated record